Molecule: messenger RNA, 9894 nt
Organism: Python bivittatus (Burmese python)
Lineage: Eukaryota; Metazoa; Chordata; Lepidosauria; Squamata; Pythonidae
Source: RefSeq, a predicted model, not a curated record
AUGCCUUUUUCCAAGGAGGCAGAAAUCUUGCUGAAGACUACAGACUGCCAACUGACAGUUGUAUCUACGUUCUUCCCGCUUUGGCUAUCCUGGACCAGUCAGCCAGCCUACUCUGAAGCGCACACAGAAGAUGCGGGUACCAGCCUCUACUUUGUGAACGACUCCAUUCAGCAGGUGACCUUCUCCAGCUCUGUGGGAGUGGUCAUCCCUUGUCCAGCAGCAGGGUCUCCCAGUGCCACCCUUCGCUGGUACCUUGCUACUGGGGAUGACAUCUAUGAUGUCCCACACAUCCGCCACGUCCAUGCCAAUGGGACUCUUCAACUCUACCCCUUCUCGCCAUCUGCCUUCAAUAGCUUUAUCCACGACAAUGUUUACUUCUGCACUGCAGAGAACGCCAUGGGCAAAAUCAGGAGCCCAAACAUCCGGGUCAAAGCAGUGUUCAGGGAACCUUACACAGUUCGAGUGGAGGAUCAAAGAUCAAUGCGUGGAAACGUGGCUGUUUUUAAGUGCCUCAUUCCUUCUUCAGUGCAAGAAUAUGUUAAUGUUGUGUCCUGGGAGAAAGAUACAGUUUCUAUCAUCUCUGAAAAUAGGUUUUUCAUUACUUUCUAUGGUGGGUUGUACAUAUCAGACGUCCAGAAGGAAGACGCCCUGUCCACCUACAGAUGCAUUACAAAACACAAGUAUAGUGGUGAGACGCGGCAGAGCAAUGGUGCCCGCUUGUCUGUCUCAGACCCUGCAGAAUCCAUCCCAACCAUUCUAGACAGCUUCCAGUCCCAGGAAGCAAAGGCAGGGCAACUCGUGGAACUGCCGUGCAUUGCCUCUGGGUAUCCGAAUCCUGCAAUCCGAUGGAUAAAGGAUGGAAGGCCACUGCCUGCUGACAGUCGAUGGACCAAGCGCAUCACAGGCCUGACGAUUAGUGAUCUGCGUGUGGAGGAUAGUGGGACAUACAUCUGUGAAAUCACAAACACUUUUGGGUCUGCUGAGGUCACUGGGACCCUGGCAGUAAUUGAGCCACUGCGGGUCUCCCUCACACCAAAGAAGCUAAAGACUGGUAUUGGAAGCACAGUUAUCCUCUCAUGUGCGCUUUCUGGCUCACCAGAAUACUCCAUCCGUUGGUUCCGCAACACGGAGCUGGUGGUUCCAGAUGACUUUGUCUCCAUCCGGGGAAUCCACAAUGAGACACUGCUCAUCAUGGCUGCCCAAAAGAGCCAUUCAGGGGCCUAUCAGUGCUUUGCCACCAGGAAGGUCCAGACAGCUCAGGACUUUGCUGUUAUCGUGUUGGAGGAUGGGACCCCCCGGAUUGUCUCCUCCUUCAGUGAGAAGGUGGUGAACCCUGGUGAGCAGUUCUCCCUGAUGUGUGCGGCCAAAGGGGCCCCACCACCCACCAUCACCUGGUCCCUAGAUGAUGAGCCCAUCCAGAGAGAUGGCAGCCACCGCACCAACCAGUACACCAUGUCGGAUGGUACCACUGUGAGCCAUAUGAAUGUGACAGGCCCACACAUCAAGGAUGGAGGCGUCUACCGAUGUACUGCACGGAACUCAGUGGGCAGCGCCGAAUACCAAGCGCGAAUAAACGUAAGAGGCCCCCCCAGCAUCCGUGCCAUGAAGAAUAUCACAGCUGUGGCAGGCCGGGACACCUUCAUCAACUGCAGAGUGAUUGGCUACCCUUAUUACUCGAUCAAGUGGUAUAAGGACUCGCUACUCCUGCCGGACAACCAUCGGCAAGUGGUCUUUGAGAACGGCACUCUCAAGCUGAUGGAUGUCCAGAAGGGGAUGGACGAAGGAGAAUACCUCUGCAGCGUCCUCAUUCAGCCUCAGCUCUCUAUCAGCCAGAGCGUCCAUGUCACUGUGAAAGUUCCUCCUCUUAUCCAGCCCUUUGAAUUCCCUCCGGCCUCCAUUGGGCAGCUCCUGUACAUUCCAUGUGUGGUCUCUUCUGGCGACAUGCCAAUCCGGAUCACUUGGAGGAAGGACGGGCAGGUGAUCGUUUCAGGCUCUGGCAUCACCAUCGAGAGCAAGGAGUUCAUGAGCUCCUUGCAGAUCUCCAGCGUCUCCCUGAAACACAAUGGCAACUACACUUGCAUCGCCAGCAAUGCUGCUGCCACCAUCAGCCGAGAGCGGCAGCUGAUUGUGCGAGUUCCUCCUCGCUUUGUGGUCCAGCCCAACAAUCAGGAUGGGAUCUAUGGCAAAGCUGGGGUCUUGAACUGCUCGGUGGAUGGGUAUCCCCCUCCCAAAGUCAUGUGGAAGCACGCCAAAGGCAGCGGGAACCCUCAGCAGUACCACCCUGUCCCCCUGACAGGCCGCAUCCAGAUCCUGCCGAACAGCUCGCUGCUCAUUCGACAUGUUUUAGAAGAGGACAUCGGCUAUUAUUUGUGCCAGGCCAGCAAUGGCGUUGGUACAGACAUCAGCAAGUCCAUGUUCCUCACCGUGAAGAUCCCAGCUAUGAUUACCUCCCACCCUAACACCACCAUCGCCAUCAAGGGCCAGGCCAAGGAGCUGAAUUGCACAGCUCGUGGUGAGCGGCCCAUUAUCAUUCGUUGGGAGAAAGGGGACACCGUAAUUGAUCCCGACCGCAACAUCCGAUAUGCCAUUGCUACUAAGGAUAAUGGUGACGAGGUCAUCUCCACACUCAAACUCAAGCCAGCUGAACGAGGAGACUCUGUUUUCUUCUCCUGCCACGCGAUCAACUCCUAUGGUGAAGAUAGAGGACUCAUUCAGCUUACUGUACAAGAACCACCAGACCCUCCAGAACUGGAGAUCCGAGAGGUGAAGGCCCGGAGUAUGAACUUACGGUGGACUCAGAGGUUUGAUGGCAACAGCAUCAUCACAGGCUUCGAUAUUGAGUACAAGAACAAGUCUGAUUCCUGGGACUUUAAGCAAUCUACCCGGAACAUCUCUCCCACCAUUAACCAGGCCAACAUUGUGGACCUUCACCCGGCCUCCGUAUACAGCAUCCGCAUGUUUUCAUUCAAUAAGAUUGGCCGCAGUGAGCCAAGCAAGGAUCUGACCAUCAGCACGGAGGAAGCAGCUCCUGAUGGCCCCCCGCUAGAUGUCACCUUGCAGCCAAUGACAUCCCAGAGUAUCCAGGUCACCUGGAAGGCCCCAAAGAAAGAGCUCCAGAAUGGGGUUAUCCGAGGCUACCAAAUUGGCUACCGGGAGAACAGCCCAGGGAGCAGUGGGCAAUACAGCAUUGUGGAGAUGAAGGCCACAGGGGACAGUGAAGUGUACACCCUCGACAAUCUGAAGAAAUUUGCCCAGUAUGGUGUGGUGGUGCAGGCCUUCAACCGGGCAGGCACUGGCCCCUCAUCCAGUGAAAUCAAUGCCACCACCCUGGAGGACGUGCCCAGCCAGCCCCCUGAAAACGUGAGGGCCUUGUCCAUCACUUCUGACGUGGCCGUCAUCUCAUGGUCAGAACCCCCACGGAGCACCCUCAAUGGCAUCCUGAAGGGUUACCGUGUCAUCUUCUGGUCCCUCUACAUGGAUGGUGAGUGGGGGGAGAUGCAGAACGUUACCACCACUCGGGAGCGAGCAGAGCUGCGUGGUAUGGAGAAGUUCACCAACUACAGCGUGCAGGUCCUGGCCUACACCCAGGCAGGUGACGGGGUCCGUAGUAACGUCCUCCACAUCCAGACCAAGGAAGACAUUCCUGGUCCUCCUGCUGGGAUCAAAGCGGUGCCUUCCUCUGCCAGCAGCGUUGUGGUGUCCUGGCUGCCACCCUCGAAACCCAACGGAGUCAUCCGGAAGUACACCAUUUUUUGCUCCAGCCCGGGCUCUGGCCAGCCGGCUCCCAGCGAGUACGAAACAAGUCCAGAGCAGCUGUUCUAUCGCAUUGCACACCUGAACCGUGGGCAGCAGUACCUGCUCUGGGUUGCAGCUGUCACCUCAGCAGGGCGUGGCAACAUGAGUGAGAAAGUCACCAUUGAGCCUGCUGGAAAAGCUCCAGCCAAGAUAAUCUCAUUUGGCGGCACGGUCACCACUCCGUGGAUGAAAGAUGUGCGACUGCCAUGCAGUUCAGUGGGGGAGCCUCUCCCAGCUGUGAAAUGGACUAAGGACAGUGAUGAUUCAGCUAUUCCAGUCAUUUUGGAUGGUCAUCGCCAGAUCCAGCCCAACGGCACCCUGAUUCUGCGCUCCGUGAAAGCAGAGGACUCUGGCUAUUACACUUGCACUGCAACAAACACCUGGGGGUUUGACACCAUCAUCGUCAACUUGCUAGUGCAAGUCCCUCCAGACCAGCCCCGGCUGAUGGUGUCCAAGACUUCGGCUUCAUCUAUCACCUUGGCCUGGAUCCCCGGUGACAAUGGUGGCAGCUCCAUCCGAGGCUUUGUGCUCCAGUACUCAGUGGAUAAUAGUGAGGAGUGGAAGGACGUAUUAAUUGCUUCCACAGAGCGUUCCUUCAAACUGGGGAGCCUGAAAUGUGGGACCUGGUACAAGGUGAAGCUGGCAGCCAAGAACAGUGUUGGAGCCGGCCGCAUCAGCGAAAUCAUCGAGGCCAAGACCCAUGGCAGAGAACCAUCUUUCAACAAGGACCAACAUCUGUUCACCCACAUAAACUCCACACAUGCCAGACUAAGCCUGCAAGGCUGGAACAAUGGGGGCUGCCCCAUUAUAGCAAUCGUCCUGGAGUACCGGCCCAAAAGCACAUGGGUUUGGCAGAGCCUGCGGGCUAACUAUUCAAGUGAAGUAUUUCUGACAGAUCUGCAUGAAGCCACUUGGUAUGAGCUGCGCAUGAAAGCAUGUAACAGUGCUGGCUGUGGCAACGAGACCCUGCAGUUCGCCACACUGGACUACGAUGGCAGUACCAUUCCACCUAUUAAGUCGGCUCAAGGGGAAGGAGAUGACGUCAAGAAACUUUUCACCAUUGCUUGCCCUGUCAUCUUGGCCACCCUUGGCAUUGCGUUGCUCUUUGUUGUUCGAAAGAAGCGGAAGGAAAAGCGUCUGAAACGUUUGCGAGAUGCCAAGAGUUUGGCUGAAAUGCUCAUCAGUAAGAAUAAUCGUAGUUUUGACACCCCAGUAAAGGGCCCUCCACAAGGCCCUCGGCUGCACAUUGACAUCCCCCGGGUUCAGCUGCUCAUUGAGGACAAGGAGGGGAUCAAGCAGAUCGGAGAUGAUAAAGCAACAGUCCCAGUCUCUGAUCCAGAAUUCAAUCAGACUGUCAACCCACAGAGCUUCUGCACAGGUGUUUCUCUACACCAUCCAGCACUGAUCCAGAACACGGGGCCUUUGAUCGAUAUGUCUGACAUCCGUCCUGGCACAAAUCCUGUUUCAAGGAAGAGUGUGAAAUCUACACAUAGCACCCGGAACAGAUAUUCUAGCCAGUGGACUCUCACCAAGUGCCAGGCCUCUACGCCAGCACGGACUCUUGCCUCUGACUGGAGAACUGUUGGCUCCCAGCAUGGCAUUACAGUGACUGAAAGUGACAGUUUCAGUGCUAGUUUGUCUCAGGAUACAGACAAAGGCCGGAACAGCAUGGUGUCCACAGAGAGUGCCUCAUCUACUUACGAAGAGUUGGCACGGGCCUAUGAGCAUGCCAAGCUGGAGGAGCAGCUGCAGCAUGCCAAGUUUGAAAUCACCGAGUGCUUCAUUUCUGACAGCUCCUCUGACCAGAUGACCACUGGCACCAACGAGAAUGCUGACAGCAUGACUUCCAUGAGCACUCCCUCAGAGCCAGGCAUCUGCCGCUUCACAGCUUCUCCUCCCAAACCACAGGACAGUGACCGUGGCAAGGGUGUAGCUGUGCCUAUCCCUCACCGAGCAAAUAAAAGUGACUACUGCAACCUGCCUUUGUAUAUGAAAUCUGAAACGUUCUUCCGCAAGCCAGACCUUCAAGACCCUUGUCCUGCAGUGCCACCCCGGGAGGCCUCCAUACGAAAUCUGGCUCGGGCUUAUCACACACAAGCCAGACACUUGACAUUAGAUGCCAGCAACAAAGCCUUGGCUGCACCCCAUGCAAGCGCAGCCACCACCUUACCUCAGAGAACUCUUGCUGUGCCAGGCUCGGCCAGCGGUGCCCCUUCUGCUGCCCCCACUGCUGCUCCUGCCCCAGCCCCUGAACCAAGCCCAGGCCCUACUGCUGAGCCACGCUUGCCCACGCACAGCAAGAUUGGGGGGUCCAAAGACUCACUACUAGAAAUGAGCACGUCUGGCGUAGGGAGGUCGCAGAAGCAGGGAACUGGUGCCUACUCAAAAUCCUAUACGCUGGUGUAGCGAUGGGUAGAAAGGACAGCAGAGAUAUGGCUCUUUCCCCAAGUUAUUUAUACUGAAAUAAGUGGAGCACUUGUACAGAAUGGAUUUUUCUUUUUUGUAUAAAUGAAACUAUUUUUCUCUUCUCCAGAACUCGAGGGGAAGUCACUGAGGGCUCAAAGCAUUUGCAGGAAUCUCUUUUAUUGAAGAAGCCCUGCUGUUUUCAGUGUUGCGGAAGAGGGCGCUGAAAUCUGAUGGGGCAUGCGCUCUCUCCAGUCCUCCUACUGCCCUAGUCACGCAACCUCUUGGUUUUGAAAAGACCCCUUUGGGACACUGCAUGUUGUUUUACUGUUUGGUAAACCAUGGGAUUUGCUUCCAGUUGCAUCUGCCUGUGUUAAUACUUUUUUCUAUUUUAAAAAAAAGCCAGCGCAGUGUGCAAUAAAAGUUAUGUUUCUAUAACAUGAGAGUCCUUUGUUUGGUGUAGGCUGAUCUCUAAGAAGAAAAAGGAAGCAGGUGGCAGAGGCAACUUUGCCAGAACAGGUGCAGGAGGUGCAUCCUGCAAUUCUCAUCCUGUUUUAACAUGGAUGAAGCUAUUCUAUGAAAUGUCAGACAUCAAGCAGAUCAUUAUUUUAUACAUACAUCUCUUAGACACCACAGCUAUUUAAAAGCUAAUGUCUAAUAUGACCUUUUAAAGUGCCAUUUUCCUUUCCACAACAUAGCAAAUAAAAUAUGAAUUGUCGGACAGGGAGCGACAGUAGACCACCAUUUGUUUCUUACUAGCAAACAAAUGCUUCCAGUUAUAGAGGCCAUCAAACGGCAAAUAGGAUUGGUUUUUAGUAGGGCAGAUUCAGGUUGAGAGACAGCAGCUGGAGACUUUUCAUCAGCUCCCCAGCUGGUGUGUGUGCAAGGACAGUUGUAUCUUAGGGAAGAGGCGUUGGUGGGGAGUUUCAACCCAGGCUUUACUCUAGACUGUCCAGCAGUGGGUAGCAAGUUCACGUCUAGAGUUUUAGUGUUUCCUUCCUGUGCCGUAUUUACUCUAUGCUCUAGAAGUAAUGAUAAAUGUAGCAGCCUGCUCCACUGGAUCGCUGCUUGGCAAAAUUUCUAGGCGCUCAGAAAGAAAACCAUUCGCAGCAGGAGAGACCUUACUAGGGAAGAAGGACUACCCAGAUGCACCAAGGUCGCUUCCUCUCAGCAGUGCGGGAGCAAGUACCGGAUGGGUAGCCAUGAGCAAGUCACCUAAGUUCCUAUUACUGCCUCCUUCUCUGCUCACGUCUUAGCUGAUUAUUGUGAGGCACCAAGAAUAGCAGUAGGGAAAAAUCAUUUGUUCAGGACAUGUCUUGGAAUGCCUACGAAUAAUUUUCUGCUAUACUAGGGCAGAAGAGCAGGUAAGAGGAAUGUGACCGGGGGGAAUGUGGCCCGUGGAACAGCAUUGGCAUUGGCUGAAAGAAUGUGGCUACAAGAGAUGCUGGUGGGCAAAUUUAGGGACUGACAAAGGAGAAACUAGUUCUCCCAGCCCCUUGCAGCACAGCAGUUAGCAGAAUCUUCAAAGGAGUCAGUGAUAAGUGCUCAGCUUGGCAUGCUUCUCCCUCUGGUCUGUGAACACAUCAAUGCUAUGCUAAAACACCCUUCUUUCCAAACAUACCAAGAAACUAGAGUUAUUAGAAAGCUCACACUGAUCAGCUGUGGGGGCAGUGAUUCCGAGGAGACCAAAAGGGAAGUGCAAAGACCCCCGUGUUUUGCUAAAAAACAUCUGCGCCUCAAGGCUGCAUUUCGGCACCCGUGGCUUGUAAGGAGUCACUGACAUGUUCUCCCGUGUGCAUUCAACUAAUCCCUUUGCAGGGAUUUUGGCCUUGAGAGCUCUUGGUCCUUAUCAUGGAUUAGGGACAGCACAUGUGAAAUUAUCCCAGAAUCAACUUGUGGUUCCAAGUCCCAACUAAAAAUUUUUCAUUAAACUUGGAAAUUGCUGUUGUAAUAAUAUAGGUCAACAGAGAUUUCACUGAUACACGUAGAACGUGGAUGCCACGUGUAAUUGUUUACGGCAAGGCAGCCGCCCCCAAGAAGAGGUUUUGGUGUUAAUGUAACUAUAAAUGUAACUAUAAGCACCCCUGUGGCUUUUAUCUUUCCAUAUGUUGAUGCCAUGCCCCUUUGCUGAGGCUUCUGGCUUCCAUUCCCAGCAGACCUUUCCAGUUCUAGGAAUUGUCUUCCAUUACCUAAGUUCUUCAGGAAGACAGCUCUCCUUCUUCCUCAAUCCCCUUUACUUGCCCCAUUGCCCCAUAACUGAAAGAAUACUGUGUGUCUGAAGCUCUUGUGUCCACAACCUUCCUUAAAAAGGAACAGAAAUGUAUUCCCCUGUCUUGAGGCUGAGUUACACUGGGUAGGGGGGCUUGUGGACAAGGCAAGGCAAUGACAUUUCCUGGAACGUGCUGUGGCCAAGCUGGGAAUAAAGCAAGAAAGCGAUAACACAAUGGCAGUAAUGAGAUGAGCAUGAGACCAACCUGCCCAACUCACCAAUAUUUAUCUCACAAAGGUGUCCUAAGGACUGUAGUAUUUCAAAAUACAGCACUAGAAGCUUCAAGGUCCCUGCUGAGGCUCCUUAAUUUCCACAGGCAAACGCUGCCCCCAACAUCUGGACAGCAAUGCUGGUUUAAAGCCACUAUGGUGUUGACCUCAGCCUGGAACUGAUCAGAGAUACUGAAGAAGACCCUCUAAGUGGUUUGGCCAUGCACUUCUCUAUCAGAACUUCUUUUUGACAUAACAAGCAGCAGCACUAGGGCAAGGGACACAGCACAUCUCAACUUAGCCAACUAGCCAGCCACAUUGCAAGCUGCCAAUGCUCCUCGCCUCCCUGAAGCUCCUGCAAGACAUGGUGACAACCAGGCUGAGGACUGGGCUGGGCAAGCAAGCUGGUGGCAUGGCAGUAUAAGGACCUCAAGACUGGCAUAACAGUUCGAAGUUCACAGCCUCCCAAUCAAUCAGCUUGCUUGUACUGCUGAGAUGUGACAUACAAUGCUGUGCAACACUGUAUUGACCUUGUGCAAACUUCUCAGAGUGAUCUACUUCCUGGGAACUGAGGUGGGUGCUCAGUGCCUUGCCCUGCAAUAGCUACAGCUAACUCCAUCAUUCCUGAACAACAAGAGGAUGAAAGUAACAGCCUCCUCCCUCUGCAUUUGAUCAAAAAGAGACUGAUUCACCAUGAUGUAGAGUGCAAUCAUCAUGCUGCCAGCAUGGUAUGGAAAAUCAUAAAAGGUCUUCAGCAAAGACAGCACUCUUCAGGCUCACCAGCCACCUGCCUGGUGCUGCAGUAGGGCAAACUGUCACUGAACAGUUUAAAAAGGGAAUAGGCCUGCCUGAAAACGUGCCAUGUUUUGAAACUUCUAAUCUUCAUCUAUGAUGCCUGAGGUAUGUCACAUUCCAAUGCCGCUCACUGACUAGUGUGCACCAACGGAAAGAGGGAAAGGGGAAUGCAGGGAUUAGGCAUGGAGCAGAAGGCACAGGACUUCUACUCAGAAUAUAAUACCUGGAGAACUAACCCCCAUUUAUAUUUCCAAUUACAAAAGGCCACCAGAAAAAGCUGGUUGAAGCUGAUCGGCUGGGUAUCCAGCAAGAGACAGAUUUUCCUCUUGGCAAUCUCCACUAUGGCCUCUGCUUUGAUUAGGGAACAGAGAAACUCAUAAAAUAAGGUCAGAGACUAGACAAAGCAAUGUAAAUGUGAGAGAU